Fukomys damarensis (Damara mole-rat) is the source of this 2403-nucleotide messenger RNA. It is a transcript of the gene Tomm70, whose product is annotated as translocase of outer mitochondrial membrane 70. The record is from RefSeq and is a predicted model, not a curated record. NCBI's taxonomy places the organism in Eukaryota, Metazoa, Chordata, Mammalia, Rodentia, Bathyergidae. Gene Ontology annotation, molecular function: protein binding.
CAUGCUCUGGGCUUCCGGUGACCUCUGGUCCUUUUCUGCAGUCCGCUCCCUGCCUAACGUGCUCUCUCCCUGUAGCUUUCGUUUCUUACCCCUGGUGUAUCUUCGCACGUUGCCUGCCGACUGUGGCGCCUGCGACUGGUAGAGGCGGUAGCACAAGACACUCGUCAUGGCCGCCUCUAAGCCAGUGGAGGCGGCUGUGGUCGCAGCGGCUUCGCCGGGCUCCGGGAGUGGAGUGAGCGGAGGCGGCGGGACUUUGGGCCCGAGCCCUGGGGGCCUACCCCGAUGGCAACUGGGCGCUGGAGCCGUGUACCUGUGGAGCCGGCAGCGACGGCGACGAGAGGCUGGAGGCCGGGGCGACGCCGGCGGUCUGAAGCGUAACAGUGAGCGGAAGACCCCAGAGGGCAGGGCCAGUCCAGCCCUGGGCAGCGGACAUCCGGAAGGCUCCGGUGCCCACCUGGAAAUGAACUCUCUUGAUAGAGCCCAAGCAGCCAAGAACAAAGGCAAUAAGUAUUUUAAAGCAGGAAAGUAUGAACAAGCUAUUCAGUGCUAUACAGAAGCUAUCAGUCUGUGCCCUACCGAGAAGAAUGUUGACCUUUCUACAUUUUAUCAGAAUAGAGCUGCUGCCUUUGAACAGUUGCAAAAAUGGAAAGAGGUGGCCCAAGAUUGUACAAAGGCUGUUGAACUUAAUCCCAAAUAUGUGAAAGCUCUCUUUAGACGUGCAAAAGCCCACGAGAAGCUAGACAAUAAGAAGGAAUGUUUAGAAGAUGUCACUGCUGUGUGUAUAUUAGAAGGGUUCCAAAAUCAACAAAGCAUGCUUUUAGCUGAUAAAGUUCUUAAACUUCUUGGAAAAGAGAAAGCCAAAGAAAAGUACAAGAAUCGUGAACCUUUGAUGCCAUCUCCACAGUUUAUCAAAUCUUACUUCACUUCUUUCACUGAUGAUAUCAUUUCUCAACCUAUGCUUAAAGGAGAGAAGUCUGAUGAAGAUAAAGACAAGGAAGGAGAAGCUUUAGAAGUAAAAGAAAAUUCUGGAUAUUUGAAGGCCAAACAGUACAUGGAAGAAGAAAACUAUGAUAAAAUCAUAAGUGAAUGCUCAAAAGAAAUAGAUGCUCAAGGAAAGUACAUGGCAGAAGCAUUAUUACUACGAGCCACCUUCUACUUACUCAUUGGCAAUGCUAAUGCUGCCAAGCCUGAUUUAGAUAAGGUCAUCAGUUUGAAAGAAGCUAAUGUGAAGCUUCGAGCAAAUGCCCUCAUCAAAAGAGGCAGCAUGUACAUGCAACAGCAGCAGCCUUUGCUGUCUACUCAGGAUUUUAACAUGGCUGCUGACAUUGAUCCUCAGAAUGCAGAUGUUUAUCACCACCGAGGACAGCUGAAAAUACUGCUUGAUCAAGUUGAAGAAGCAGUGACAGACUUCGAUGAAUGUAUUAGAUUGCGGCCUGAGUCUGCUCUGGCGCAAGCUCAGAAAUGUUUUGCAUUGUAUCGCCAGGCAUAUACAGGAAACAAUUCUUCACAAAUUCAAGCAGCAAUGAAAGGUUUUGAAGAGGUCAUAAAGAAAUUUCCAAGAUGUGCUGAAGGCUAUGCUCUAUAUGCCCAGGCAUUAACAGAUCAGCAACAAUUUGGUAAAGCUGAUGAAAUGUAUGAUAAAUGUAUUGAUUUAGAGCCAGAUAAUGCCACAACAUACGUUCAUAAAGGUUUACUUCAGCUUCAGUGGAAGCAAGAUUUGGAUAAAGGUUUGGAGCUUAUCAGCAAAGCUAUUGAAAUUGAUAAUAAAUGUGAUUUUGCAUAUGAAACCAUGGGAACUAUUGAAGUGCAAAGAGGAAACAUGGAGAAAGCCAUUGACAUGUUCAACAAAGCCAUUAACCUGGCCAAAUCAGAAAUGGAGAUGGCGCACCUGUAUUCCCUGUGCGAUGCUGCCCAUGCCCAGACAGAAGUUGCAAAGAAAUAUGGAUUAAAACCACCAACAUUAUAAACAAGAGGAAGGAGACUGACCAGCCCUCUUUUUAAAAGAAGUUGACCCCUUCUUCAACUGAACCAUAAACACACAGUCAUGAACAUGUUGAAUGGUGGAAUUUAGUAUUCCCUUUGUGGUGUUGUCAGUCAUUACAUCUGUUUCCUGUUUAAGUGUUGUGGGCGUGGCUGUUGAAGGAAGUUUGCUGUCUUGCAGCUUUUACUCCCUGUGCAACAAGAGCUUAGAACUUGUUAAAGGGAUAUUAAAAUACAGUUGCAGAAUACAAAAGCUAAUUGGCCAUGCAAAUAAAAACUUUGAUUUAUUGAUUUUGUUUUUGUUGGUUUUAUUUAAUUAAUGGGGGUAGGAGGUUGUUAUAUUCUGGACGAUUUUGUCUUUAUAUAUGUGUAUAAUAUGUGAGUGUUUUACAGUAUAUUGUUUGUUUUUUUCUUCAUUGAGUU